Oncorhynchus kisutch (coho salmon) is the source of this 2818-nucleotide messenger RNA. Its product is annotated as ras-related protein Rab-2A. The coding region runs from base 203 to 841 and encodes 212 amino acids. Lineage: Eukaryota; Metazoa; Chordata; Actinopteri; Salmoniformes; Salmonidae. Gene Ontology annotation, molecular function: GTP binding; GTPase activity. The record is from RefSeq and is a predicted model, not a curated record. The transcript is spliced from 8 exons.
GAAUAAUUGCUUUAAGUUUGCGUGGCGAGGGCGGAACGUAUGACGUUUUCAGCUGAAGCUUGGAGGUGUUAUUUGUUCCUUCCCGUCGAAGAGCGAAAGGAGGCUAGAAAGGGGAAGAUUUAACGAUUACAUAGACCAUUUUCAUACGGUUUCAAUUACACAAAACAACGGCAGAGGAAGGUUGACACAGGACCCAGUGGCCAUGGCAUAUGCAUACCUUUUCAAAUACAUCAUUAUCGGAGACACAGGUGUGGGGAAAUCAUGCCUAUUAUUACAGUUCACAGACAAGCGGUUUCAGCCUGUGCACGACCUCACUAUCGGUGUGGAGUUUGGGGCGCGGAUGAUCACCAUAGAUGGUAAACAGAUCAAGCUGCAGAUCUGGGACACGGCCGGCCAAGAGUCCUUCCGCUCCAUCACCCGGUCUUACUACAGAGGGGCAGCUGGCGCCCUGCUCGUGUAUGACAUCACAAGAAGGGACACCUUCAACCACUUGACAACCUGGUUAGAGGACGCUCGCCAACAUUCCAACUCCAACAUGGUCAUCAUGCUCAUUGGGAACAAGAGUGACCUGGAGUCCAGGAGAGAGGUGAAGAAGGAGGAGGGAGAGGCCUUCGCCAGAGAGCACGGCCUUAUCUUCAUGGAGACCUCCGCCAAGACCGCAUCCAAUGUAGAAGAGGCAUUCAUCAACACAGCGAAGGAGAUCUACGAGAAGAUCCAGGAGGGUGUCUUCGACAUCAACAAUGAGGCUAACGGCAUUAAGAUUGGGCCCCAGCACGCUACCACCAACUCUACACUCUCCGGUAGCCAGGGGGGCCAACAGGCUGGAGGGGGAUGCUGCUGAACACCCUGCCCCUCUGUCUCAUACCCCCUCCCCCAACCACCCAUCCUGCCCCUUGCGUUUCUUCUGGACUGGUCGGGCUCACUAACAUUUUCUUAACCCCUCCCUCUACACAGCCUUGCCACAGGAGAGUCUAAUUGUAUACUCCAUGACUGUCAGUCAAAAUAUACCAAGCAAAACACGUUAAAGUACCCCCGGUCCUGGGGCAAAAAUGCUUGUCCUGCAUUGGAGCCUGUCUGGAUUGUAGAAUGGUAGGGUUUACUGUUACUAUUGUGGCAGGAUACUUUAGGAUAAGGGUCUCAUAUAUAUCUGUACAUCAAACAGGCAGGAUGCUUUAGGAUAGGGACUCAUAUCUAUCUGUACAUCUGUGAGCCAGUUGUGGAUCAUGUCUUUCUUUUUGACGUUUUGACUUAAAGCUGAAUUGUAUCGAACACUACAAGCUUGGUCAUCAAUUAGUAUUUGAAUUGGUUUCAUGUGGGAGAAAGAAAGCUUUGGGAACGUGUGGUUAACGCAGAAGUUUGAAAUAAAAGAGAAAAAGAAACGUAGAGUUGUGUGGAGCAGCGGCCAUGUCUGAAGUGAAGAAGCUAAAAGGAGAAAAAACAGGGCUGUUUUAAUUCUGUAUUUAUCACUCACAUUCUGUAUAUAUAUAUAGAGUAAUCCUUUCUUGCUUUGGUGUAUGUUGACCGAGCUAGAAUUCUUUGAAUUUCCUGGAAAAAUCUAGACUUUACGAAUAGAGCUUGAAACUGCAACAGUAUUGCUAAAAAACCUACUUGGACACCAUUUAAAGAUUUUACUUUUAGUUUGUCCUGCCAUCUGCCCCCCCCCCCCCCCCCCCCCCCUCCCCUCGCUAUCUCUCUGUGACCUAGAUCUGCUAUGACUGUGUAUAGAAACUUUGGCUCAAUAUUCUGCAUCUUAUCUAUUUUAAUGCCAAAAUGUUGUUUACCUGUGUUCAAUAACCACAAACCCCAGAAUUUGAUCACCUCUACUCUGGAAAGGGAUCUCAGCUGUUUGCCUUAACGAAAAGAUUGGGACAGCAGAAAAACAAUAGAAAAACAUAAUCAGGUUGCAAAGGAAUCAUUCCACUAACUACAUAUGCAUAGUCUUAUACAUGCACAGCACAUACACAGCAUUUUUUUUUUUUUUUACAUUCAAACACGUGUUGCAGACAUUCAGACAUUCUCUAAAUCACUGGUUCUCAAACCUGGUCCUGGGGACCCAAAGGGGUGCACAUGUUUUCUUUUUGAACUACACACCUGACUCUAAUUAUCGACGCCUGAUGAUGAAUUGGUCAUUUGACUCAGGUUUGCAGUGUUAUGGCAAAAACAGAACUGUACACUCCUUUGGAUCACCAGGACCAGGAUUGAGAACCCCUGCUCUAAAUGUGUGUAUGUAUACACGUAUAUUAAGAAAGUACAUGCAUUCCUAAAUGCAUACAUGUGUACCUACAUGCGCACACACAGUUGUCUAUUUAUACAUACAAGUCUGCAUGCAUACAUAUUUUCUCUUCAGGAUUUUGUUUUCCAAGCAGUCCGCUGUGGAGCAUCAGUGCAGAGCAGCGUUUUCCUGUAGGUGUGUGAGUGGCUGUGUAAAGCCUUGCUUUCUUGGGCAGUGCAUUCUGUUAGUAGAUAUUAUGGUGAACAUCGCGUCUGUUGUAAGAGCGGCGCGGGAAAAGCCGAACCUGGAGUGUCUGUGACCCCCCUGACGUUUGCUGUGUUGGUUUUUCUUAAAAAUAAAAAAAAUGCUAUCACAAAUAAUAAAAAAUUCUAAAAUGAAAUAUAAAUUUAUGUGGAAGAAAUGUGCAAUGUUUAAACUUACAUUUUGUAAUUUCCUUUUUAGAGUUGAUGUUUUGCAUUUUGCAUCUCCCUAUAGUACUUUUCUGAGUGUCUGUGUUGGUAUAUGAAUGAAACGAUUAUAUAUGGAUCCAUACUGUAUUGUAUCUCUUGAUUUAUCAAUUUAUAAAGUGAAGCAUGUGUGUCCUCA